GUGGCAGUUAACAUAGUCCCCUCCUCUGAACCACUGUCUGCAUUGCUCCACCUUUCCUUCACUGCCAUUUCAGCAUCACUGGAGAAUUGACGGGAUCCAAAACAAGUCUUAAUGUACCUGCAAUAAGUCUACAGUCCUAUUAAACUGGCUGGUGUUUCACAGUUCUAUUAAGAUUAUGUUUCUCCACUGUCUGCUUGUCCUGUCCUAUGCAAUUCCCACCCUUUCUGAUCGCUGCCCUCAAGUGUGUAUCUGUGACAAUAUCAGGACUUUUGUGACAUGUGCCAAAAAAAACUUGACCAACAUUCCUCCCACCAUCCCACAGUACACUCAAAAACUGAAUCUAGAGGGAAAUGACCUAAAGAUUAUUCCUGCUGGAGCAUUUCUUCCAAUUCCUUAUCUAACGCAUCUCAAUCUCCAAAACUGCAAUAUUGAAACAAUUGAGGAAGGAGCUUUCAGAAAUCUUGGCCGCCUGGUGUCCCUUAACCUGGGCUCCAAUCGUUUAACUUUCAUAUAUCAGGAAUCUUUCGAUGGACUUUCAGCUCUACAAAAUCUAGUACUUGAGAAAAACCGUCUUGAAGAAAUCAAGCCUGGCGCAUUUAGUCAAUUAGGAUUUCUGAACAUUCUGCAUCUUGGAGACAAUUUCUUGGUAUACUUGCCAGACAUGCUGUUUCAGGGACUUUUGCAAUUAAAAUGGAUGCGUCUUUCAAACAACAUGAUUAAUGUUGUGUCAAAUGAGGCAUUUGCAGGACUUCCAAAUCUCAAAAGAUUAAGUCUAGACCACAAUGAACUCCAGUACCUCCCAACAGAAGCCUUUUCAAGAAUGUCUGCCCUUACCAGGUUAGAACUAGGAUGGAAUCCAAUGACUUUCCUACCAGAAGAAAGUGUCCAAAUGGCAUCUCUCAGACAGCUAUACAUGAAUAACAUGGCACUGCAGGAUGUGUCUUUUAAGGCAUUUGAAAAAUCCAAGCAACUAUCCCUUAUUGACAUGAGUAAUAAUCAGAUAAGAUCAAUACAUCCACUGACGGGUAUAGUACAGAUGAAAUACCUAAACCUGACAGGAAAUACUAUAAACUGUGAUUGUAUUUUGAGACCCUUUAAAGAAUGGGCUGAUUCGUUAAGGUUAAAAGUUGAUCUUUUUUGCUUUCUUCCCCACCACUUCCAAGGAGAUCACUUGGAUUCUCUUAGAGCCAUAGACCUGAAAUGUGGACAUUUAUCUGAAGAAGUUUAUAACCUGUUGCCAGUCACAGAAAAACCAGAUGAGGAUAAUAUAUGCCCACAGAACUGUAACUGUAAGCCUGAUGUCAAACAUGCUAUUUGUGAGAAUAAAUCCCUAAAAAAGAUCCCCAGAGGUUUCCAUGUGGAGACUACCCUUAUUGAUCUGCGAAGAAAUGCCUUCAGUUUGAUUCCUAAGGGGGCUUUUUCAGAUAUGAAAAAUGUAGCAUCACUGCACCUCCAAAACUGCCAGAUUAAUGAACUACAGCCCGAGGCAUUCAUGGGAAUGAAGAAUUUGGUUUAUCUUUACUUGUCACAUAAUCAGAUCUCUGCUUUAAAUUCUGAAGUCUUUCAGGGGGCUCCAAAGGUUGGUUAUCUUUUCUUAGACCAUAACAGAUUUAAUAAAGUUCCAAAAGAAGCAUUUAGACUACUUCCAAAUCUGUUUUCUCUUCAUAUGCAACGUAAUUCAAUUACUUCACUUUCUGACAAGAAUAUGGCUGGUGCCCAAAAGCUACACUGGUUAUAUCUAACUGGGAAUAACAUACAGUCUAUUGCACCGACAGCAUUUCAAAAUCUAAGAGCUCUAGAGAAAGUUCAUCUGGAUGAAAAUAUGCUAACAGAAGUGCCAACGCAAGCUCUUAAGGGAAUGCCUAUAUUGACAGAGAUAAAACUGUCCAAGAAUCCCAUGAAAAGUAUUGGAAAUGGUGCUUUCUUACCAGUAUCUCGGUCGCUGCAACAUCUAUAUCUGAAUGACAUGGGACUACAACAGAUUUCCAGUGGAACAUUUGUAGGACUUGGGAAGAGUAUAAAAAGCCUUUAUCUGGAAAACAACAAAUUGCAGAACCUUCCCAACAUGAAGAACUUCAUUGGACUGGAAGUAAUAAACUUGGCUAACAAUCCCUUCCACUGUGACUGUCAUCUGCUCCACCUCCACAGAUGGGUCAAUAGUCUGAAUAUAAAGGUAGGAGCUAUGUGUGCAUCCCCCAAAAAUGUAAAAAAUCAGAAGGUAAGAAGUGCCCCCUUCUCUACUUGCCCUGGAUGGGAUUCUGGAAAAACAAACAGGAACAAAAGAAAGAGCUUUGCCAUCUCCACUAAACAAAAAAGACCCAGGAAGUAGAAAAAAAGAUUGUAAUUGUUUGUAAGGCUGAUUGGAGAUUUCUAUGAUGGUAAAUUACUGAGUACUGAACAAAUGACAUAUUUAUGCUAAUUUCAGACACUGCAUUAAUGAGUGUGGCUAGUCAGCCUACUGAAAAAUAUAAUUUGCAGUAUGCUACACCGCUGAUAGUUUAGCACUGACAAAACUAUAAUAUAGACCUAGUUACUGCCCAAUAGUGCAUUAUAUAGCACCCCCUGAACAAGGUAAUACUUAAUAUACUUACAAACAGGGGCAUAGCCAGAAUUUUGUGGCCCCCAUAGCAGCAUUUUGAAGGGGCCCCAUCCCAAUGCAUCUCUGCAGCAGUUGUUAAUAUUACAUACCCUCGAACUGUACCUUUUUGGCAGGUACAGUACCUUUUUUUUAUGGUCUGUACUGAGUUUUGGCUCUCCAAACUGCCAUUGAAAGUAUAGGAAAAGGGGUGUGGCCAUGCCCCUUUACCCGUGUCCAGGCCCCCUUUUCGAAUGUGUACCGAUUUUUAUGUCUAAAAUGUUGGAGGGUAUGAUAUUAUGCCCCAUAAUAGUGCCCUAGCUAAUGUUAUGCCCCAUAGUAGUGCCUUAGUUAAUGUUAUGCCAUACUUGCCUGCCCUCCCGGAAUGCCCGGGAGGCUCCCGAGAAUCGGGUGCCCCUCUCCCCCUCCCCUUCCCACAGCCUCCAACAGCAUUUUUGCUAACAAAGUAAUGACCCUUAAAAUAUCUAAUUAUCCAACAAGGCUAAACACACACGCACAAAAAGGAAAAGGAAUGGUAAAAUGAAAAAGGUAAGGUAAGUAUAUAAUAAAAAAGUGUCCCUUAUUCUCCAGAGGAGGAUAUUUUUCUUAUACAGUAUAUAGGAAUUCAGUCUCUGUUCAAAUUAUCUCUAGUACUAUUUGUGGGUUCACUUGUAUGAAUUUAAAAGAAAUAGGAAACUCUUAUUGUCCUUUAAACAAGUACAUAAAUACAAAUGUACAUAUAUUAAUAUACUAGUUACCAGCCCGUUAAAAUGAUAGAACAACAUAACAGUAAUGUCAGCACUGGUGGCUGUGCGCACCCGAAUGGAGAAGCACUUAAAUUGCUCCGUCAGGCACCAUCUAGUGGCUGCCGGUGCGCAACAUACUUGAAUUCCCUGAUAGAGGUAGGGAGCAGCAUUAGCCUUUUAUUAUAUAGGAUACUGGUAAAAGUAGUGGUUGAAGUGGAAAUUUUGAAGUGGGGGUUUGGAAAAUGUAGAAGUUGCAGUAUAAAAAUGCAAUGGGUAUGUAAAUUAUGGUCUGCACCUUUAAAUUUCCAUAAACUGUACAUUCUUAUCUUUAAUUAAACUUUGCAUUAAAGAAACAAACACAUUGGCCCCUCACAGGAAAAUAAUAAAAUGCAUAGGCUUUGUAUGGAAAAAAAAAAACACAUCGGCCCCCAUAGGAAAAAAUUAAAACACGUAGGUUUUGUAUAAAAAAAUAAACAGAUUGGCCACACAGGAAAAUAAUAAAACAUCUAGACUUUGUAUGAGAAACAAACACAUGGUCCCCCACGGGAUAAUACUAAAACUCAUAGACUGUGCAUGAAAAAAAACAUAUUGGCCCCCACAGAAAAAAAAUAAAAUUCAUAAGCUUUACAUAAAAAAGCAGACACAUAUGCACUGAUAGGAGAACACACACACGCACACACAUAGGCCUCCAUUAAAAAAAAAACACACACACACACACACAGUCACCAAUUGGAGAUAACACAUACAUAGGUAGACAAAGGUUACAGAGCAGUUGUUACAAUGUAUCAACUAGAGCUUGUGUAAUGAAAAGUGUAUUGAGAAUGCAAUACCUGUAAAAAAAAAUAAUUGAUAAAUAAUGUUUACAGCUCUUAAAUGUAGGUUUGUAGUAGUCAAGUGUUGCGAGUGGGUUCUGUAGAUUGCAGAUAUGGUGGUGGUGGGCGCUGGGUGUCCAGAUAUUGACUAUCCCUAUUCUACACACCUCGUGUUCGGUGCUUGGUAUGUUCCGGCUUGCUCGUCCUCCGGCUGCUCCUCGCUGAUCCCUGCUGUGGCCGUUCCCUAUAAAGCAUGCUGCAACAGUGUCAGCCCCGGUCUCCUGGAACACUCAUGAAUAGCACUUUUCAUCGCGUUUCAGGCUGUAUGCCCUUUCUCAAGGAUGGCGCAGACUGAAUCCAUUUCUUCUUUUAUUCUAAAAUUUUUAUUACUCUAAUUAAAAACGGAAGUCUCUUAAAAAAAAAAUUGGCGACUACCACAUGGUCUUUUAGUAUUGCGUUCAAUGGUGAAUUUAAAAAAAUAUAUAUAGAAUUUAAUGCAGUCAGUAAUAAGACUGUCUAAUAAGAGGUACCUAAACCCUCUGGCACUUUUCUCUUCAUUUGAUCCCACAAAUGAAGAUGAAGUAUCAACACUCUUCUCAUCCUGCUACUCUACUUCCUCACCUCUUGAUCCUAUACCCUCACAAAUACGUAAAUCUCUGUCUCCUGUGCUCAUCCCAACCUUAACUAACAUCUGUAAUCUCUCUCUCUCUCUCUCUCUACUGGUAUCUAUCCUUCACUGUUCAAGCAUGCAGUGAUUACACCCAUUCUAAAAAAACAAAAUUCUGACCCUAACUCUCUCACAAACUACCAUCCCAUCUCUCAGCUCCCUGAACUUGCCUACACUCGCCUCACAUACUUUCUUAACUCGCACAAUUUAUUGGACCCACAUCAAUCAGGCUCUCAUCCAACACUCCACAGAGACAGCACUGACUAAAGUAGUGAAUGAUCUGGUCGCUGUGAAGUCUAAAUUACUCACUUCUCAUUUUUCUAGAUCUCCCUGCUGCUGCUUUUGACACUGUUGACCACUCUCUUCUCAUACAAACACUGCAAUCCCUACGUCUUGAGUACACAGCCCUCUCUUGGUUCCUAUCCUACCUAUCUAAUCGCUGUUUCAGUGUCUGUUUAUCUGAAUCCACCUCCUCUUUGCUACCUCUUUCAGUUGGAGUACCGCAGGUCUCAGUCUUAGGUCCUCUGUUUUUCUCAACCUAUACCUCAUCUCUUGGGAAACUAAUCAGCUCUUUUGGAUUUCAGUAUCAUCUGUAUGCAAAUCUACCUAUCCUCCCCUGAUUUUUUAUUACCAGUUAUUUUAUAUAGCGCACACAUAUUCCGCAGCGCUUUACAGAGACUAUUUGCCCAUUCACAUUGGUCUCUGCCCCAGUGGAGCUUACAAUCUAUAUUCCCUACCACAUGUACACCGGCACACAUUCAUACUAGGGUUAAUUUGUAUUGGGAUCCAAUUAACCUACCAGUAUAUUUUUGGAUUGUGGGAGAAAACCGGAAUACCCAGAGGAAACACAUACAAGUACGGGGAGAAUAUACAAACUCCACACAGGUAGAGCCAUGGUGGGAAUCGAACCCAUGACCUCAGUGCUGUGAGGCAGUAAUGCUAAACAUUACACCAUCCACCAUUUGUCUCUAUCUGUAUUAGGCCGGGUCACUGAAUACCUCUCUGCCAUUUCAUCUUGGAUGUCCUCUCUCCACCUCAAACUUAAUGUGUCCAAAACAAAGUUAAUUAUAUUUCCACCGGCCAUUAGCAGUUACCAACCUGAUAUUUCUAUCACUCUUGAGAACUCAACAAUCAACUCUACACCACAAGCUCGCUGCCUAGGUGUCAUACUUGACUCAGAACUGUCCUUUACUCCCCACAUUCAAUCUGUCUCACAAUCAGGUUACAUGCAUCUAAGAAACAUAUCCAUUUCACAAGAUACUGCUAAAACUCUAAUCCAUGCACUCAUCUCAUAUCUCCCGCAUUGAUUAUUGCACUAGUCUACUUAGUGGUCUUACCAAGAAGAGACUCUCACCAUUACAAUCCAUUCUGAAUGCAGCUGCAAGGCUAAUUUUCCUUGCUAGAUGUUCAUUGUCUGCAGACCCACUAUGAUAGUCCCUCCAUUGGUUACCUGUAUUCUACCGUAUUCAAUAUAAAAUACUGUUACUUACACACAAGGCUAUUAACCAUCCUACACCAACAUACAUCUCUUCGCUUAUCUCAGAAUAUCUCCCAGUCCAGCCCCUUCACAAGAUCUACAUAUCUCAUCCACACUCAUUACUUGCUCCCAUGCACGAUUACAGGACUUUCUUCGGGCUGCACCCACUCUGUGGAAUGCCUACUACGUACAUUAAGACUCUCCUCUAGUCUUCAAAACUUCAAGCGUUCCCUGAAAACUCACCUGUUCAGACAAGCUUAUCAAAUUCUAGAACCACUCACAUUACCUUCAUAGCUUUCCUAUCCAAUUAGAUCUCCACAGUACAGUCCACACAUAUCCCCCACAUAUUUGCUUUCUUCACUCUCCCUUCCUCCUGACCCUGGUUCAUCACUGCUGUGAUGUGAUAUCAUGCAGCCCACCAAGAACCUUUGCAAUCUGGUGGACAACUAUGCAAUAGACAGCACCUAUCCUUGAGUAUCAAUGCCUAUUUUUCCAUAGAUUGUAAGCUUGCGAGCAGGGCCCUCUUACCUCUAUGACUGUUUGUAAUUACCCAGUUUUGUCUUCUCAUUAUGUCCAGUUUUAAAGCACAACGGAAUUUGCUACACUUUAUAAGAAACUGUUAAUAAAAAAUAAAUAAAUAAUUGUUAGUGUGUAUUGGUUUGUUUCUUAAAAAAUAAUUAGUAAAAAUUACUUGAGGAAAACGCUGAGUUCAAUAUCUACAUUUAAUCCAGAUGAAUGCAGUGUUUCCAAUAAGAAUAUCCAGUCCGUCUCCUUCUUUUUCAAUUCAUCCGAAAUGUUUCCUCCUCUCUAAUUUGAUUGUAUUUUCUGGAUGCCCCAGAAUUUUAUGCCCGUGGGGUCCUGGUGGUGGGUGAUAAGUCAUAAAAGUGUUUUGAGACACUCUGUGUCUGUAACCCCUUUUUAUGUUGUUUAAAUGUUCUCCAAUCUGUGUUUUUAAUUUCCUUUUUGUUUGUCUUACAUAUUGUAAUUGACGGGGCAUUCGAGUAGGUAAAUGACGCCUUCAGUGUUGCAUGAAAUUGACCCUCUCAUCUUGUACCGUUUUUUAAUUAGGUAAAUUCUGUUAGCGUUGUUUUAAUUUUCAUGAUUCUGCAAGAUGUACAAUUGACACAGUAAUGUUGUCCUUUUUUGUUUAGUGCUUCUGAUGUCUUGGGGGGGUAUGAAACUUUUAGUUAAUUCCUGUCAUAAAUCCUUUGUUUUUCUGUAAAUGAUUUUAGGUUGUUCUGGUAGCAAUGUUCAUAGAUGUUUGUCCAAAUGUAAAAUGUGCCUAUGUUUACGUAAAAUGGCUUCAAAGAAAUUAUGUUGACUGUUAAAUUGUGUAAUAAAGGCCAUUUGAAAGUCA
Pseudophryne corroboree (corroboree frog) is the source of this 7634-nucleotide messenger RNA. RefSeq names its product chondroadherin like (gene CHADL). The record is from RefSeq and is a predicted model, not a curated record. The transcript is spliced from 5 exons. Bases 176 to 2329 code for a protein of 717 amino acids. Lineage: Eukaryota; Metazoa; Chordata; Amphibia; Anura; Myobatrachidae. Gene Ontology annotation, cellular component: extracellular matrix. Gene Ontology annotation, molecular function: protein binding.